Cervus elaphus (red deer) is the source of this 675-nucleotide messenger RNA. RefSeq names its product actin, cytoskeletal 3-like. The record is from RefSeq and is a predicted model, not a curated record. Bases 1 to 675 code for a protein of 224 amino acids. NCBI's taxonomy places the organism in Eukaryota, Metazoa, Chordata, Mammalia, Artiodactyla, Cervidae. The transcript has 4 exons.
AUGACGAUUGAGUCUGGAGAAGGAAUGACGUACUUCGUGCCCAUCGUUGACGGCUGUCCUUUGCAUCAGUCAACCUUCCACAUGGACAUUGCGGGCCAAGACCUAACCUUGUACCUCCUACGUCUGCUGUCAGAAAGUGGGCACUCGCUGGUGAGCACAGCUGAUCGGGAGUGUGUGCGGGACCUGAAAGAGAAAAAUUGUUUUGUGGCUUUGGACUUUGAAAAAGAGAAGGCAGAAGCCAACUCUCCCUCCUACCCACAGAAGUGUCAGCUGCCUGACGGCCAGGAGAUAGACCUUGGGAAGGAGAGGUUUUUCUGCCCUGAAGCGCUUUUCCAGCCAGACCUCAUAGAGCGGAACGACCUGGGCAUCCACAUAAAGGCAUUCAAAUGCAUCGGCUCCUGCAACCCUGCCCUCUGGAAGAUCCUUUUUGGCCACAUCAUCCUGUCGGGAGGUACAGGCACCUGUUCUGGCCUGAGGUCCCGGCUGCAGAAAGAAGCAUCCGCCCUGGUCUCCCCGAAGAUUAGUGUGAAGGUGUCCACCUGUCCGUAUUCCGUGUAUGGUGCGUGGGUAGGUGGCUCCAUCCUGUGCUCACUCUCCACCUUCAAGGACAUGUGGGUCACCAGAGAGGAAUACAGCGAGAUGGGCUCCUCGGUCGUCGGGAGGAGAACCCUCUGA